Molecule: messenger RNA, 152 nt
Organism: Scutellospora calospora
Lineage: Eukaryota; Fungi; Glomeromycota; Glomeromycetes; Diversisporales; Gigasporaceae
Source: the annotation of a GenBank genome assembly
UAUCUUCAGUUUGUGAUAUGAAUUUAGAAUGUGAAAAAGUACUUAUUUUUAUAUGUACUAAAACUAAAGAAGAAAAGGUCAAUAUUAAUGAUCAAAAAAUUAUAGAAGUACUUAUAUUAUUUGUUACUAAAGAACUCUCAAAAGCUACAAGA